AUGCGGACCGGGAGCAGGCUGCUGCAGACUUGUAGCAGUCUUAAGAUGAUGGCCAUGGUCCGGACCUCCCUCCAGAAAGUGGUGGUCUUCUUACACAGGCUCCAGAGGAUGGCCAUCUCCUCGCCGCGAUACCAGAAACUCUGCAAGUGCCUGUACAGAAAUAAAAACAUGAAAGGGAAUGAUGAGAUGGGACAAAAAACAGUACUGGAACGACAUCAAAAGACGAUAAUGCCUGGAACAAAACGUUCCGACUCCGCUGCUGCUGUAAAGUCAAUCCUCUGCUUCAUUGCAAUCGUCCCCAUGUUUCGGCAGCAGAAGCACGCCGGCUUGACAGAAAAAUUGCUGAAUGCCAUUAGUGACAGCAGAGUGGCCAAGCUGGAGAGGGUGAAGGUUUACGUCCCUCAGUCUGCAGCAGGGGGGGCAGCAGGGGUGUGGGGUCCGACCAGCACUCCAACCAGCAGGGCCGCCGCAGUUCAGAAGCGCUCACCCUCCACUGAACGAUCUCUGCUGGCAUCCGUGAUCCUCCCCACUCAGCCCAGCUGCCCGUCAGAGGAGGAUGCCACGGUCAUGCCGUGGGAUCAGGCGAGCGCACACACCGGCAUGCAUGGAUGGGUGCUGCCGAGGGUUAUUCUGCGAGCAUAUGACAUCCAGGCUGAGAUCGAUGCCCACAAUGACAUCUACAAAAGUGUGGACGGGAACAAGUCAAAGAUGGUCAAAGCACUGGGCAGUUCAGAGGAAGCGGUGUUCCUCCAGCACAGACUGGAUGACAUGAACCAACGCUGGAGUGACCUGAAGGCCAAAUCAGCCAACAUCCGAGCCCAUCUGGAGGCGAGUGCUGAGCGCUGGUCACGUCUUCUGGGCCUCCUAGAGGAGCUGUGGAGGUGGAUCUGCAUGAAAGAUGAGGAGCUGGCCAAGCAGAUGCCCAUUGGAGGAGACGUGCCCACCUUGCUGCAACAGCAGAAUCACUGCACGGUACUCUGCGCUGAGCUGAAGGAACGUGAGCACUUGGUAAUCAGCACUUUAGAUCAGGCUAGGAUGUUUCUCGCUGACCAACCCAUUGAGGGUCCAGGAGAGCCUCGGAGGAACCUGCAGCCAAAGACCGACCUCACUCCAGAGGAGAAGGCCCGAGGGUUGGCCCGGGCCAUCCGCAAGCAGACUGGUGAGGUCAGGGAGCGGUGGGAGCGCCUAACGGGGCACGUGGGUGGCUGGCAGACUCAGGUGGAGCGAGCUUUGGAGCGACUUCAGGAUCUGCAGAGCUCCAUGGACCAGCUGGACCUCCGGCUGACACAAGCAGAGGAGACAAAAGCUACCUGGCAACCUGUGGGCGAUCUGCUCAUCGACUCUCUCCAGGACCACAUCGAAAAGACAGUGGCCUUCAGAGAGGGGGUCGCCCCGUUGCGACAGGAUGUUCGGAUUGUCAACGAGCUUUCUGCAGAGCUCACACCUCUGGACAUCCAGCUGUCGUCCACUGCCUCCAGACAACUAGACCAACUUAACAUGAGGUGGAAAAUCCUUCAGGUGGCAGUGGAGGACAGACUGAAACUUCUUCAAGAGGCGCACAGAGACUUCGGCCCCUCCUCCCAACAUUUCCUCUCAACGUCUGUGCAGCUCCCCUGGCAGCGGGCAGUAUCUCAGAAUAAGGUGCCCUAUUACAUCAAUCACCAGACACAGUCCACCUGCUGGGAUCAUCCAAAGAUGACAGAGCUCUACCAAUCACUAGCGGACUUGAACAAUGUGAGAUUCUCGGCAUACCGAACGGCCAUGAAGAUCCGCCGACUACAGAAGGCAUUGUGCUUGGACCUACUGGAUCUCAGUGUUGCCCAGAACACCUUUGAGCAACACAAACUCACCAACAACAAUCAGCUGCUUUCCGUCCCUGACAUCAUCAACUGCCUGACGACCAUUUACGACGGCCUGGAGCAGGAGCACAAAGACCUGGUUAACGUGCCCCUCUGCGUGGACAUGUGUCUCAACUGGCUGCUCAAUGUUUAUGACACCGGCCGCACUGGGAAGAUCCGCGUGCUGUCCAUGAAGAUUGGCUUGCUCUCCCUGUCUAAGGGACACUUGGAGGAGAAAUACAAAUAUCUCUUCAGCCAGGUAGCAUCAGCAGGCGACACCUGUGACCAGAGGCAGCUCGGCGUCCUGCUCCACGAAGCCAUCCAGAUCCCGAGGCAGCUGGGGGAGGUGGCUGCAUUCGGAGGCUCCAACAUUGAGCCCAGUGUUCGCAGCUGCUUCCAACACGUAAACAAUAAGGUGGAGCUGGAGCCUCGGCAGUUUGUCGACUGGAUGCGCCUGGAGCCCCAGUCCAUGGUUUGGCUUCCUGUCCUGCACAGAGUGGCAGCCGCAGAGACGGCAAAACAUCAGGCCAAGUGUAACAUCUGCAAGGAGUGUCCGAUUGUGGGUUUCAGAUAUCGCAGUCUGAAGCAUUUCAACUACGACGUUUGUCAGAGCUGCUUCUUCUCUGGGCGCACCGCCAAGGGCCACAAACUCAACUACCCCAUGGUGGAGUACUGCACCCCGACGACGUCAGGCGAGGACAUGCGGGAUUUCACCAAAGUCCUGAAGAACAAAUUCCGGUCUAAAAAGUAUUUUGCCAAGCAUCCACGGCUGGGCUACCUACCGGUCCAGACGGUCUUAGAGGGAGACAACUUGGAAACGCUGUCCCAGUCACCCCAGCUCUCUCAUGAUGACACCCACUCCAGGAUAGAACAGUAUGCCAGCAGGUUGGCUCAGAUGGAACGCUCCAACGGUUCCCUGCCCACUGACAGCAGCUCGGCUACAGGAAGCAUGGAUGAUGAGCAUGCCCUGAUCCUCCAGUACUGCCAGACGCUAGGAGGGGAAGGCUCCCCGUGCAGCCAGCCGCAGAGUCCUGCUCAGAUCCUGCAGGCUGUGGAGAGGGAGGAGCGAGGCGAGUUGGAGCAGAUCAUUGCUCGACUGGAGGAGGAGCAGAGGACUCUGCAGAGGGAGUAUGAGCAGCUGAAGGAGCAGCACGGCCAGCGCGGGCCCACUGCCGGAGGCCCCCAGGAAUCAGAGGUCCCCGCCGGCAGCCCCGAUGAGGCCGACCUUCUUGCUGAAGCCAAGCGGUUGCGACAACAUAAAGGCCGGCUGGAGGCCCGCAUGCACAUCCUGGAGGAACACAACAAACAGUUGGAGUCACAGCUUCACCGCCUUCGGCAGCUUCUGCACCAGGUGACAGAAGGCUUACCAUUUAUCAGACUGCUGGAUAUAUAUAUACUGUCACCAUUGGAAAAAACCUCCAUGUCAGCGUUUGUGUUUGUGUGUUCAGAUGAGCUGCUGGACCCCCACAACAGCAGCUCUGACCUGGCAGAUGUAAUGGAGCAAAUUAACAACUCCUUCCCUGCAUGCAGUCGUAAGUCCUCAACCCCCCCCAGCCCCUGCAGGCUUCCCCACAUGGAGAGUUGUCAUGCACUUUAUGUAACAAAUAUCAUCAUCAGUCAUUAUGAUUUAAAAUGUCACAUGGAGUACAUCCUUUGUCCAGUCGUUUCCUCUCCUCCCCCAUCACCCAUUCAUUCUGUCACUGGCACGUUUGUACUGGCUUCCUGUGUUCAGAUGUCUGGUAGAGCUUCGAGCCACUCCUCCAGACAGCAGGUAAGCCUGGGCUCCUCUGCAGUCAGACAUCACAACUUUGAGUUGGUACAUUUCGGGACUGAGGUGUUAUGA
Menidia menidia (Atlantic silverside) is the source of this 3681-nucleotide messenger RNA. The record is from the annotation of a GenBank genome assembly. Lineage: Eukaryota; Metazoa; Chordata; Actinopteri; Atheriniformes; Atherinopsidae.